This is a messenger RNA of Sinocyclocheilus anshuiensis, 5353 nucleotides long. RefSeq names its product rho GTPase-activating protein 12-like. Gene Ontology annotation, biological process: signal transduction; regulation of GTPase activity. The transcript is spliced from 14 exons. Lineage: Eukaryota; Metazoa; Chordata; Actinopteri; Cypriniformes; Cyprinidae. Bases 326 to 2302 code for a protein of 658 amino acids. Gene Ontology annotation, cellular component: cytoplasm. The record is from RefSeq and is a predicted model, not a curated record. Gene Ontology annotation, molecular function: protein binding.
ACGGUGGCGUCAGUUUACCGUCAUACGACCCUCCAGAUUCCAAGUGAAGUUCACACAAGCACCGGCCCGUCAGGCGCGCGUGGGAGUGCGCUUGUGGGAAAGUGGGCGCGAGCGUGCCGGAGGCAUUCGCUCGCGCCGCGGCUCAGGAACAAGGAACUUCGACGCUCAACUGCCCAGCAAGACCAAUGAACGUGAAAUUAAUCAUGUUUCUUUCGCCCUAGCUCACGAAACCCCUGGAAUAUUUCUUGAGCUGAUUUCAAAUCAACCCACCCACACCUCACCAUGCUCCUCUACUCCUGCUGUUGACCUUUGAGCUCUGACAGCAAUGGCAGACCGCUCGGUGGCUCCAGGUCAGAUGUACAUAGAGGUGGAGUACGACUAUGAGUACAAAUCCAAAGACCGUGUGAUCAUCAUUAAACAGGGAGAAAGUUACCUGCUUGUGAAGAAGACUAAUGAAGACUGGUGGCAGGUGCGCAAGGACGAGGUCAGUAAGGCCUUCUAUGUCCCAGCGCAGUAUGUGCGGGAGGUGCGACGGGCUCUCAUGCCCCCUCCUAAACCUCUCAGUGCAGCAGGCCGAGGGGGGACUGGACCCAUUCGACCAUCUGGCCUGGAGAUCCAGCGGCCAGAUGAGAGCAAAAAAAGCCUGUGUCCCUCUCCCUCCGGCAAUGCUUUACUGACGCCCAAUGAUGACAGAGGCAGCCCGGGUAGCCCGACGGCACACGUCCCCCCAACACAAAUGAACACUUUACCUGGCUCACUUCCUCGUUCCAGAGCCAAGUCCCCAAGUCGCAAUGUAGAUGGAGAGAAGGAUAAAGAUAAAGAGUUGGAGAAGAGCAGUCGUGGACCGGAAAAAGGUGCAAUUCAUGAAGAGUUUGCCAGAGAGGGAGGUGGCUUGGAUAAGAACCGAAAUGAUUCAGAAUCCGGGGAUGAUCUCAGCAGCGGUUCAACUGAUAACCUACAGACUUUAGGUUCAGGACAGGGCAGGCCUGACUCUCCUGUCUACAUAAACCUGCAGGAGUUGAAGAUCUUUCAGUCCUCCAUCCCUCCACUGCCGUCCUCCUCUCCGUUCCACACCAAUGGCGACUGGGAGACUCACAAAGACCAGAAUGGCAGACACUUCUACUACAACUGCAGCACGCAGGAGAGGACCUGGAAACCCCCAAGGGCACGGGACAGCCUCACCAGGAAAGAGGAAAAACAAGACAUGACUGACACUGAGGUUCUGUCGUCGGAGGAAAACUGUCUGAGCAGCCAAUCAGACAGCCAGUAUGGUUCGCCCCCUAGAGGCUGGUCUGAGGAAAUAGAUGAGCAUGGACACACUCUCUAUGUGUCUGACUAUACUAAUGAGAAGUGGUUGAGACACACAGACGAGCAAGGCCGGCUGUAUUACUACAGCGCAGAUGGCUCCAGAUCUGAGUGGGAGCUUCCUAAAAUUGGUCUCAAAUCACAGUCUAACCACUCACCUCUGCUACCAGGAGAUGCUCACAAAACACGUAGUCUUGACCGGAGACUGCCUGAUUUCAUUCCUAUGAGGCCGAGACACAGCGUAUAUUUACAUGAGUCCAAUGACAAGGACACCAAAACAGGCUCACCUGACUCUGACUCCUCCUGUCCCUCCUCUCCCAAACCCUCAAACGCUUCGUCAGAGAAAUGUGGCAAUUUAAACAUGACUAAAAUCACUGAACAUGGAAAAAAGGUCCGGAAGAACUGGACCUCCUAUUGGACCGUUUUGCAGGGUUCUUCACUACUAUUUAAUAAGGGUCAAGGGGGUGGGACUGGUUGGUUUGGAAGAGAACAGAAGCUGGAGUUCAGUGUGGAACUCAAAGGAGGUUCAGUGGACUGGGCAUCUAAAGACAAAUCGAGCAAGAAACAUGUUCUAGAGCUGAAGACCCGGCAGGGCAUGGAGCUCCUCUUGCAGUCAGAUAACGACAGCCUCAUCAGUGAGUGGCACAAGGCUUUGACUGAAGCCAUACACACAUAUGCAUGGGAGUCUGAUGAGGCCAUUGAAGAAGACAUGCCAGAAAUGCCUGAUUAUAAGCAGAAAGUUCAGGCAGUUAAGGAUUUGAUGAAGCAACUGCCACGGCCUAACCACGACACCAUACAGGCGCUCUUCAAACACCUGAAGAAAGUGAUCCAGCAUGUCGACGAGAAUAGGAUGACCACGCAGAGUGUAGCCAUCGUGUUCGGCCCGACGCUCCUACGCCCAGAGGUGGAGACGGCAAAUAUGGCCAUACACAUGGUCUACCAGAAUCAGAUCGUUGAGCUCAUUCUUAUGGAAUAUGAGAAGAUAUUUGGCAGGUAGGUCACACGCACAGGGACACUUUGACCAAACCCAGCGGGACAGUUACUGCUGAAGACUGAACAACCCAUUGACUGCCAGUCUGAACACUGUUUUGAUAUGUUUACAUGAGAGGAACACCUGCAUUAAAAACAAAAAACACCACUCUGGCUUCAAGAUAAACAGUCAAAUCCUUUCUCAUAUCUUUAUUGGACUAAAUAAUUGUUAUUUUUUUGACUGGAUGUCAUAUUUUUAUAUAUACCUAAAUCCAUUGGACUGUCAUUUUUGGACCAUUUGGAGCAACGAGGGCUUGAAAUAUGAACGUUUUCUGUCCGACUGAAAACCGUGGGAGAAAUCUGAUGCUUCAUUUUAGAUUUCCGUUCACUACAAGUACUACGUUUUGCAUCACAUCUUUCUGUGGUAAUACUGUAAUAUGGUUUGGAACAACACAUCAACUGAUGGACUGAUAUGAUAGACUUGGAUUUUAUUCUAUACUAAAAACUCAUUUUUACGGGAAUGGAUUGCAUUCUGUUCUGGGCUCCCGGAAGUGACCCCUGAGAUGACCACUGCUGGGAAACACUGGAAUUAUUGUCUAGACUCUCAAGAUUCGGACACACAAUCUUUUGUUUGAGUCUCGGCCACGAUUUCCUGAUUAUUGAUCCAACAUCAAAGGAUGUACAAACUCUUGAGCUAUGAAAAUAUGUCAGUUAUAUUUCAGGCUGUAUGAGUGCAUCGGUCCCCUUCGGUCCUUAGAGAGACACUGAAAGGAAAUGUGUCCAUGACACAUUUAACCCUUUGAGGACAUUAGACUCGCUACUGUUCCUGACCAGACCCCAGCCAUGCAUUGAAAACUCUCACAGCCUAAAGACAAAAUAACGUGAAGAUCUUGUAUUAGAGAAAGAGGAGAAAUUCUGAGUGGGUAAAACUUGAUUGCUCUUUCUAAAGAUGUCUGAUGGACAUACUAUGUGUGUAUGUGUGUGACGAGUAAAAAGCACAUGGAGGUUAAGACACCACAAUUGUAUUAAUAAAGAGACAGGUUUAUUAAAAUAUUUUAAUAAUUCAGAUAUGGUUAUUUGGUAAAUGGCUGUUGAAUGUAAUUCGUUAAAUGUUCUGCUGUAUGUUGCAGAGCUUUGUCUUGAUCAAAAUAAAAUUGACAAGGCAAAUCGGUCACCUUAUUGAGUGUUGUUACUCCCCUCCACCAAGAGGCAGCAAACAUCACAACAACACUGGUUUUGUUUUUCAUGUGUUGCCUUUAAAGUUCUCACAUAUAAUUUAAGUACUGGUAUGCAAAGCUACUCUUUUGUCUUUUAUAUUAUAUGGAUUUAAUCAAAGCACAGCAUCUUUAUAAAGGAAAGUUCAGACUUGUACGCUUUUACUGUAAAUGCCGUUUUUUUUUUUUUUUUUUUCAGGGACUUAUCUAAAUUAUUGGACCUGGAACAUUCCUUUAAUGCUGUUGAUUACUGUCACACUGUAAAUACAGUGUGACAGUUUAUAUUUUUAUAGAUGAAGAUGCAGACUGACCCCACGAGGAAAAAAAUUAGAAUUAGUCUGACGCCUUUUUGUUCACUGAUUUCUUGUUCUAAUACUCCCUUAUUUCACUCUAAAGUGGAAAUUGCAAACUAUUUCCUCUCCAUUCCAAUGGAUACAUUUUCUUUAUUUCAAACAAAAAUAUUAACUUUUGAAGAAUUUGUCCUAAUUUAUUGUUUUGCUGAAUUUUUAGAUACAAAACCACACAAGCGGUGGAUGCUGUCACUUAACAGUGCUGAAAAUGUACUCUGUCUGCUAAGGUUUAAGUUUUAGAAGCUUUAAUUUUUUUUAAGUUUGAAAUGAAAUGCUAAACAUAUUUCUGGACACCCACUGUUGUGUGGAAAUUACUAAAUAUUAGCACGCUUUCAAUAAAUUUGUUUGAUAAUGAAUAAGCAAUUUAGAAAUGACCUGGUGCUUCAUUUCAUUUUAUUUCAUGGGGCAUCAUAAAAGGAAACAAGAAAAAUCCUACAAAUAGGUUCAUCACUUUGUGGAAAAUGUGACAUUUACACACACAAUGCAGAGUUGGCACAAAUAAAAACAGAGACAAAAUGGCUUGACUAAUUUUGGUUCCAAAAUGGCAAAUUCAACACCAUUACAACAACAUGAAUCCAUGCUCUUCAUCACAGGUUUAUUAAUUACUGUGAAGCUGUUGGAAAAGCUUCAGAUUUAAGAAAACCAAAGCAAUGGGUGCAAAUGUCUGCCUGAUUGACUUUCUGUGAUGGAGUUAAAAAAUAACUUGAAAUUAUAAAACGAAUACUGUUAACAUUAUAUACUGUAUAUCAGGGUUUAACCUCCUUCGUGGCACUGAGAUUAAUUCUAAAAUACAUUGUGUUAAACUACAGUGUUGUGUAUUACACACGCAAUAAAUAAAGCAAUACAAAAAUAAGACAUAUAUAAAAGGUUCUACAAAUGAAACAUUUGUCAGUGACAAUAAUACUGAUGGUAUUACACAAUAUACACAUGCAUAAACACAAAAAGAAUAAACAUUUCGAAAUACACUGAAAUUAAUAAUACUGCAAGGUCUGCUCAGACACAAUCAACUUAAAACAUUUUUAAUCCUAUGCGCCUCUUCCAAAGUGCUGCUUUCAACGUGCACUUCAGUCAUAUUACAUACGGUCCGUAUUUGCCUUCUGCAUGACUUCGAGAUGCUAGAUUUAGUUUCAUCUAUAGGGCCGUGCACGUUGGAAAUCUUCAUAACAGAGAGAACACUUGCUGAUGAAUAUGAGUUGGAGGUCUUGUGCUCUCCUAUACAAUCUACACAAUCCUGUGGUUCAUACAUUUCAAGUACAUUUUUUUCAUCAUCAUUCAUCAAAUAAUCCUUAACCUGCUUCUAAUUGGUUUGUAUUCAUCACUUGGUUCGGCUAUUUGUUUUAGGUUAUUAUGAUUCCAAACAGAAUAAUAAAAGAAGAGUGAAGCAUAAAAAGCUUGGAUUUCUGAAUGAAAAUGGCUGAAUUUAAAUCUUCUUAUAAAUGGCAUGCCCAUACUCACCUAAUUUAAAUAAAUCUUUUAAAUUUGAUUUGGUCUAGUUUGAUAGGGCUACUUAUGUUG